Messenger RNA from Phyllostomus hastatus (greater spear-nosed bat), 3890 nucleotides. It is a transcript of the gene GALNT1, whose product is annotated as polypeptide N-acetylgalactosaminyltransferase 1. The transcript has 12 exons. Lineage: Eukaryota; Metazoa; Chordata; Mammalia; Chiroptera; Phyllostomidae. The coding region runs from base 159 to 1838 and encodes 559 amino acids. The record is from RefSeq and is a predicted model, not a curated record. Gene Ontology annotation, cellular component: Golgi apparatus.
GAGAUGUGGGACAUGUGGAUUUGGGACAUGAAUUCAUUUGAAAAACCUCUUUGGGGUUAUGAAUGUGAUUUCUGAUGAAACUGGAUUGGAAAUAUUUUCAUGAUCUUUGUAUAUUUAUAUAUAUAUAUUUUAAAACUUUGCAUUUGACUUAAAGUGCCAUGAGAAAAUUUGCAUAUUGCAAGGUGGUCCUAGCCACCUCCUUGAUUUGGGUACUCUUGGAUAUGUUCCUGCUGCUUUACUUCAGUGAAUGCAACAAAUGUGAUGAAAAAAAGGAGAGAGGACUUCCUGCUGGGGAUGUUCUAGAGCCAGUACAGAAGCCUCAUGAAGGUCCUGGAGAAAUGGGGAAACCAGUUGUCAUUCCUAAAGAGGAUCAAGAAAAGAUGAAAGAAAUGUUUAAAAUCAAUCAGUUCAAUUUAAUGGCAAGUGAGAUAAUUGCCCUCAACAGGUCUUUACCGGAUGUUCGGUUAGAAGGGUGUAAAACAAAGGUGUAUCCAGAUAACCUUCCUACAACAAGUGUGGUGAUUGUUUUCCACAAUGAGGCUUGGAGCACACUUCUGCGAACUGUCCAUAGUGUCAUUAAUCGCUCACCAAGACACAUGCUAGAAGAAAUUGUUCUAGUAGAUGAUGCCAGUGAAAGAGACUUUUUGAAAAGACCUCUAGAGAGUUAUGUGAAAAAAUUAAAAGUACCGGUUCAUGUCAUUCGAAUGGAACAACGUUCUGGAUUGAUCAGAGCCAGAUUAAAAGGAGCUUCUGUGUCUAAAGGCCAAGUGAUCACUUUCUUAGACGCCCACUGCGAGUGCACAGUGGGGUGGCUGGAGCCUCUCUUAGCCCGGAUCAAACAAGACAGGAAAACAGUGGUAUGUCCUAUCAUUGAUGUGAUCAGUGAUGAUACUUUUGAGUACAUGGCAGGUUCUGAUAUGACCUAUGGUGGAUUCAACUGGAAGCUCAAUUUCCGCUGGUACCCUGUUCCCCAAAGAGAAAUGGACAGAAGGAAAGGGGAUCGGACUCUUCCUGUCAGAACACCUACAAUGGCAGGAGGCCUUUUUUCAAUAGACAGAGAUUACUUUCAGGAAAUUGGAACAUAUGAUGCUGGAAUGGAUAUUUGGGGAGGAGAAAACCUGGAAAUUUCCUUUAGGAUCUGGCAGUGUGGAGGAACUUUGGAGAUUGUCACUUGCUCCCAUGUUGGACAUGUGUUCCGGAAAGCUACACCUUACACAUUCCCAGGAGGCACAGGACAGAUUAUUAAUAAAAAUAACAGGCGACUUGCAGAAGUGUGGAUGGAUGAAUUCAAGAAUUUCUUCUAUAUAAUUUCUCCAGGUGUUACAAAGGUAGAUUAUGGAGAUAUAGCAUCAAGAGUUGGUCUAAGACACAAACUCCAAUGCAAACCUUUCUCUUGGUACCUGGAGAAUAUUUAUCCUGAUUCUCAGAUUCCACGUCACUAUUUCUCUUUGGGAGAGAUACGAAAUGUGGAAACAAAUCAGUGUCUAGAUAACAUGGCUAGAAAAGAAAAUGAAAAAGUUGGAAUUUUUAACUGUCACGGUAUGGGAGGUAAUCAGGUUUUCUCUUACACUGCCAACAAGGAAAUCAGGACGGACGACCUUUGUCUGGACGUCUCCAAACUUAAUGGCCCGGUCACAAUGCUCAAAUGCCACCACCUGAAAGGCAACCAGCUUUGGGAGUAUGAUCCCGUGAAGCUCACGCUGCAGCACGUGAACAGUAACCAGUGCCUGGACAAAGCUACGGAGGACGACAGCCAGGUGCCCAGCAUCAGAGACUGCACUGGGAGCCGGUCCCAGCAGUGGCUUCUUCGAAACGUCACGCUUCCAGAAAUAUUCUGAGACCAAAUUUACAUGAAAAAAGAAAAAAGUAAGGAUUGACUGGGCUACCUCAGCAUACAUUUCUGCCACAUUCUGAAGCAGCAAACGUGGACAAGUGCUUCCUCCUGCAGGACGAACGGUGUAGCAGCCAUCACGACGGGAGACGGUUGCUUCUCACUAGCUGUGGGCCAGCCUUCCUUUCCGAGGACGUGCAACUGCCGUGCAGCGAGGCCGUGCACACUGAUGUUUACAAGAUUGAGAGAGUCUUUCGUCGAGAAUCAUUGUAAAGAGUGUUCAGACAGUGAAACAAUCAACAACAUGUGCGCUCCAGAGAGCCGGGCCUUUUGGGGUUUGCUUGCACAUCAGUAAUUUCUGCUGGACAUGCUGUCAUAGUGAAGAGAUUUCUAAGAUUUUUCUGGUUAGAACUGGUAGCCAGUAUAUUAAAUAUUGAUAUAAAGAUAUAUGAAAAGAACUGGAACCAGAUUCAGAAUCAUGAAAGCAACAUUUUUACAAUUAAAAACUAUAUAAAACAGGGUUUAAAGGAAAUUAAAACAGAACUAUGAGAAGUACAAUUUGUUAUAGUAUAGUAUCAAAUUUCUUAUAUAGAUUUUAUACCUCAGUGGGAAAGAUAACUGACUCCAACCACAUUCAUUUUGUUUUCAUCUGUGACAGUCAUGGAUGCUUUUUUAUUUCUCCUCGGGGUGCUGAAAUCGAGCUGGGAAAAAAGGCUCUUUGAACGUAGUUUUAAUUGCUUUAUACAAUUUUUAAAAUUUGGUUUGUGGGCUGUUAGAAUUGUAAUUUUUAAUUGCCUUCCAAAAAUGGGGAUUUAAAAUCAUAUCUGGGUUCACUGCACAGUUAGAUAUCUCAGUUGCUCUUGGGUCAACUGGCUUAUAGACUUGCACACACAUGAAUUUCUUAUUAGAUUUUCAACAACUUCACUUCAUUCAACUGAUUAUGCUUAAUACCCAAGAUUCAUACUACUGUACUACAGGUAUGUUUUUACAGCAAUAAAUCUUCAGUUUUUUGUUUCUGAUUCCACUCAACAAAAGGCCUGCAGAAGUGAUUUGUUAUUUGGGUAUUUGGAGAUGAUACAUUUGACGUUGUGUGUUUUUUUUUGUUUUUGUUCUUGAAAACUUUUCACUCCAUACUCAAGAUGUGCUUCACUGUCAAGUGCGUAUUUAGUUUAGGUUCUUGAAUUGUAAUGUUGAUCUGCUGCAUUUUUUAAGAAAAUAAAAUUUAACUGAAAAUGUUUAAUUGGCAUUUUUUAAUGAGUUAGUCAAAGAAGUGCAACUAUUACUCCAUAUUAUUAAUCCUGCACUUCUCUAAAUUUAAGUUAAAUCAGUUUUUUUGCUUGAUUUCCAGUACUGCAAAAUAACCUGAGUGUUGAUUAAAAGUUGAAUAUCAAUUAAGUUUUACUCCCAUAGAAAGAAAAAUCUCGUAACAUUUUUCCUGAUAUGUAAAGCAGUCCAUUAGCAAAAGUGCAUAUUUUUUUCUAUUUGUAAUACUAUAUUUAAGUGGUAUUCUUUUCUUUGAUUAUCAAAGACUUUUACUGCAGGCAGCGCUAUUUGUUGUGUGUGCCUAAGAAUGUCCCUGAAAGUUGCAUUGGCACUUGCCAAGUUGACUGUACAGAAAGUUCUCACAUCCUAGUCAAGUUAAUACCAGCACAUGUGGAUGCCUGAAGAUGAGUCUGUAGUACAAAAGGCAGAGAUUUCGUCCCCAGGAAAUUUGAAGUUAAGCAGUGCUGGGUGGAUUUUUUUCCUGCUCCAUGAGCUGUGUCAGUUCUGUCUUCAGUAGGCCUAAUGCUUGAAUAAACCAGAUGUCUAGUCAAUAAAUUAUUUUCAUGCUCAGAAUUUCAGGUUUUGUACUCUAGCAUAGCUUGGUCUUACUCCUUACUGUAAGAAAGCUUAAUAGCAAUGUGAUUUAAGGUUUUGUUUUGUUUUUUGUUUUUUAAGAGGGGGAUGUGAGUGAUUUAAUUCAUGGGUACCUUUAGAACCUGAUAGAUAAUACCAUUGCCUUUAUUUUUCUAAUUAAAGAAUUCCUAAAUACUUUGAAAAUAUAAAAUAUUCCUGAAUA